This is a messenger RNA of Pomacea canaliculata, 5062 nucleotides long. Its product is annotated as dopamine beta-hydroxylase-like. Lineage: Eukaryota; Metazoa; Mollusca; Gastropoda; Architaenioglossa; Ampullariidae. The record is from RefSeq and is a predicted model, not a curated record. Gene Ontology annotation, biological process: octopamine biosynthetic process; norepinephrine biosynthetic process; dopamine catabolic process. Gene Ontology annotation, cellular component: secretory granule membrane. Gene Ontology annotation, molecular function: copper ion binding; dopamine beta-monooxygenase activity.
UAAUGUUAUCGCUGUGUUAUAUACGUCACGAUUACUGGAAGAGAAAAAUAACGAAGCCAUUCUGUCAUCUGUCUUCUGUUUGGUUUUACUCUGUUGUAGUAAUUCAAGCUAGGAGAGGGUUUCAGGUGACGACUAAAGACGGUUUGGGGGGAAAACAGUUGACGACAACACAUGGUGUCAAGUGAAAAGCGUCAAACCCAGACGUCAAAUCCCUUCUCCCACUCAGGCAGUGUUCUCGUCGCAAGAAAAUAAAACUUGACGGCUGCUAGCGAAUGCAAAUUUGAUCAAGGGAGACUACCAGAAAAGAACGAGCAACCGCAUUUGCACGCACGAGAUCACCAAGCUAGGCAAAGCAUGAAACCGAAAAGAGAAAAAAAUAAUCACCUCCCUUACCGCUUCCAUCGAGUUCUCAUGAAUCUCUCUCUUCUCUCUCCCCUCUCCUUCCCUCUCUCUCUGUCUUCUCUCUCUCUCUCUCCUCUAACUCUAUCCCUCUUUCCCUUCCUGGAGGGGCAACCUUAUUGAUGUUCCUUCUGGGAAGUUUAUUUUGGCUCUAUAGACAAGCCUUGGGCAGCUACCGUAUGAUCAGAAGGAUUUUAAGAAGUGUUGUUUUCACGGUACAAGGCUACAAAAAGGGUGUACACAAAAGAGUUAAUCUGUUUGUUACUGCAGUGCUUUACAUUUUCAGAGAAAGGUAACAGUAUUUAUGUUUAUAAGUAGGCGUUUGUGUAUUAGACUGUAUUUGUUAAAUUAUAUGUUAUUUGGUCUGUUUUGUCAAAAUGUUGAGUUUCGUUUUUUUUUUUUUUGUUUUUUUGUUUUUUUUUCAAAGCACGGUGAUUCUAGCUUUAACUUGAAAAAUCGCGCUAAAAAACUUCUUUUUCUUUCUUCUUCUUAAUUAAUUUCAAUGAGCAUAAACAUUUAUUUACAUAUAAUAAAAUAAACAAAUUGCUAUCAGUGAAUUUUUUUUUAACGUAUCAAGUUUAAAUUUCCAUUUAUAGCAUCCAGUAAGUUGUUAGUUUAGUAAAGCACAUGCCCGUAUACACAGACACGCUCACACGCGCACACACAUACCACAAAUAAGAUUGUUCACUCACCGCACACACAGAAUUAAUUCUGCGACUACAACAUACAGCUGGAAGAGCCAAGCAUCGUCCAGGUCUGCGCUUUGAAGUUCUCCUUCCCAUAAUUCUUCAGCAGAGUCUGAAGCCCUUCAGCAGGACCCAUGGUCUAUUUUUCAAAUGAAUGCAAUUAUUUAAGCGUGCAGCAAGCAGCUGGAAUGAAAGAGGAGCCCGCCUCAACGUCUGGUCAGAGAGAAGAUCCAUUUUCCCAACGGAAAUACGAUCAUGUCUGCCAAUCAACAGUGAUUUCCGUACUUGCACCGAAGCGAGGUUUAGCAUCCUUUUGGGAGAAGAUCCAUCAAAAAACAAAAACUGUCAACCUGGUAAUCGUGGCGCAGUCACAUCUAAAAGUUUGCGAAAUCCUUUAAAAAGAAUUAUAAAGUGCAUUAAAUUGCUUCCCAUGUAGAAACAGAGUGAAAAGCAGUUGGCUUUAAUUAAACACGAUGGAGGCAAGAUUCUGAGCAUGAAAGAUCAGCAAAGGGAGUUCACAGGCCAUUUUUAUGGCUUAACGGACGUUUCCAGAACUAUUUAGAGCCCUAAUGAAUACUUGAAAUAGAAAGAGAAGUAUCGUGCUGAAAGUGCUAACUCAAUUGGGAAAUACAUUCUAAAACAAUGAAAACGUAAACCGACUUUAUUCUCUUGCUUUUUUUUCUGGGUUUUUUUUGUUUUGUUUUUUGUUUUUUUUGGUUUUGUUUUUUUUGUUUGUUUUUUUUUGUUUUGUUUUGUUUUGAUUUUUGGUUUUUUGGUUUUUGUUUUGUUUUUUGGUUGUUGUUUUUUUUAAAUCUGCAGAUUGAUUAGCUGCAGCAUACAGAAGUCAGACACCAUGAGAUUUUUUUUACCUAAAAUUUUAAUUCACUUGAAUUGAGUGAUAGACCUCCACCAGUCUCAUCCUCGCCUUUGGAGAUUCACUGUUUUAGAUACACAUGCACGUCAGCAAAAAAAAAAAAAAAAAAAAAAAAUCCAAAUGAGGAAACUGCAGAUAUUUUCGCUAAUAGUUCUCAAAUAUUGAGACGAUAUUUAGGGUACCUUCCCACCAACAGACCUGCUCUUUCCUUUUUUGAGCAAGCCCAGCAGAAGAGAUGAGGAAAUGUUGAGAUAUAGCUCUGUGUCAAUGUAUUUAUUGAAGAAGGCCUUGUAGGACAUGAAGGUGGAUGGCAAUCUGUGUGGGACAUGGUCCCGAAAUCAGAGGACAGAAACGGAAAACGUUUUGCGUGUGAGUUGAGUUGGCGGGGGUUCGGGAGGGGGGAGGCAGAUGGCGGUUGGAAGGGUGGAUGACUCUUUAGAUAGUCUGGCACUGAAUGCUCCUUGCCUCAGCCUCCAACGACGGGAGAAUUGAGGAAGAAUGGGACAGGAGAUUACAAACGUCUUGUGGCCGCCUGCUGGAUGGUGGCAGUCUUUGUGCCAGCAUGGUCUUGACGUUAAGAUCGUUUGCAUAUUUGAUGAGCUGAAAGGCUCUGCCUGCCUAUAUAAGGUCCGUGUGGACGGACAUGAAGCUCUUUCUCUCUGUUCUAAUAAAAAGAUAUCACUUUCUGGAAGAUAUCAUCAGACUGUAUGUUUAGUUUUAGUUUAUUCCUUUUUGCUCCUGGAGGAGCAUAGAGCGCAAAAAGAUUGUAGAUAGGUUUGUUGUUUUUUUUUUCAUCUAAGCAACCACGAGGUUCAGCGUUUACUCUAAAUAAAUAUAUCAGAAAUAAACAGCCACCUUGUUUCGGUUAUAGAAUCUUCUCGAAGAGUCCAGUUUGUGGAUGUAACGAAGGCUUUCCGUGAAAUGUCUCACUCACAGGUCUGCUAUGCUUCAGGGUCAAAGGGUGUGUCUUAUUUAUUACUCAUUUGUGUACUGCUUGGGCGCCUGUGUAUGGCGUCCGUCCGUGAGAUGCAACAUUCAGAAGACGGAGAGUUCUCUUACUCUGUACCUCUGGACAGCGAAGGUCACCUAAAGCUGCUGUGGAAAGUAAGCUAUGAGUCUAAACUAGUAUACUUCCGGUUGCGCGCGCACUUUCGCAAACCGGCAUGGUUUGGUGCUGGAUUCUCCGAUCACGGGGAAGUGGCUUCGGCAGAUGUUUUUAUUUUCUGGACCGAAAUCAACGGGCUCCAUCAUUUUCAGGACGGUUGGACCGACCAAGAUGGCUUCAUAAACAUAGACACACAGCAGGACUACAAGCUGAAAGCCUCGUUCAGAGAUGACGAUGAGAUGGUCCUCGAUUUCUCCCGCGCCUUUGACACGUGCGACGACAAAGAUUAUCAGUUCGACAAUGGCACGACACACAUAAUCUAUUUCAUCGGGGAAGGCAGUCCUAGUGGCAUCAACGACAUCCAGGUACCGACAUUGCUCCACGGGGUUCAGCGAGUACAGCUGCUGAAGCCUGAUUGGCCUGACGUCAAGAUGCCUGAUGACGUCACAGUUAUUGACAUCACAGUUCCUUCUAUCCACGUGCCUUCGAGGGAGACAACGUAUUGGUGGUACGUAGCUCGUCUUCCCUCGUUCCGGACAAAACAUCACGUGAUCAAGUACGAAGCCGUCAUUGACAAGGGGCAUGAAGGCUUGGUCCACCACAUGGAGCUUUUUCACUGUGAGGUGCCUCCAGGUACCCAGAUACCAGAGUUUAACGGACCGGGACCAGGUAAGGGGGAGGAGAAGCCAUCACGUUUGUCCAGUUGUCAGCAGGUGCUUGGCGCCUGGGCCAUGGGGGCAAAGGCUAUGGUGUACCCAGAAGAGGCUGGAAUACCUGUUGGGGGAGAGCACUUCUCACCCUUUGUCCUUCUUGAGAUUCACUACAACAAUCCAAGUCGCAUACCAGAUCUCGUCGACUCCUCGGGAAUGCGCUUCUACGUGACGUCAAAGCUGCGCGAGGACGAUGCUGGCCUUCUGCAGAUUGGAUUAGAAUACACGGACAAAAUGGCCAUCCCUCCUCACCAAAAGCUCUUCACUUUGACAGGAUACUGUGUUCCUCAAUGCACGCGAGUGGCAUUGCCUCCAUCUGGAAUCACCAUCUUUGCGUCCCCUCACUCGCAUUUAACAGGACGCCGCAUGCGCACAAAGCAUAUCCGGUUUGGUGUGGAGCUUCCGGAAGUGAAUCGGGACGAUCACUACAGUCCUCAUUUCCAGGAAAUUCGCCGUCUGCAGCAUCCUGUCAAAGUGCUGCCUGGAGACGCUCUGAUAACAUAUUGCGAUGACAGUACGUUCGAUCGUGAUCACGUGACAACGGGAGGUUUAUCCAUCCAACAGGAGAUGUGUGUUAACUACGUCCACUACUACCCUCGUGUCAAGCUUGAAUUGUGCAAAAGCUCAGUGGACACUCGUACUCUCAACGCCUUUUUCAACUUUAUGAGUGUGAUGGAGAACGAAGAAACGGCUGCUGACAAAACUCCCUCAGACAACUAUGAAAAGAUUUCUUGGACGCCUCUGAACGUUCAUUUGCUGAAAGCUUUGUACCGGGAAGCGCCGUUGACUGUUUUAUGCAACCGUUCAGAUGGCACAAGUUUUCCAGGAGAGUGGGAAGGUGUGACAAAGCCUCGGAUACAAAUACCAAUUCUGGAACCUGCGCGGGAAUGUUCCAAGAAAAUGGCGGGCUCAAGAAGAAAUCCAUCUUCACUCGUUUGUCUACCAAAUCACACCAAGGUGGGCGAAGCCAGCAUCACCUUUGUGUCCUCCAUCAGGAAUCUGGGAUUCAUUGUCACUGCAGACAUGACUCUUACCGCUGUCUGCCAGUCGGCCUAUUAUGAUAAACAAGUGACAGCUCUUGUAUGAGCACUUUCAUCUUUCGAGAACGGUUGAGCAUUUUAACAUUUCUCGAAAUAAAGGCAUUUGACAAAAGAAGAAUGUCUAUCAUGAAUGAAUGAAGCGAGUGAUAAAGUGAAUGAGUGAGUGAAUAAGCCGAUGUAAUGAUACUGAAGUCGAUGUUAUGUCCACUAUUAAUUAAACAGUUUGAUAAACUCAGUACCUCCAUUCU